This is a messenger RNA of Coregonus sp. 'balchen', 7342 nucleotides long. The record is from the annotation of a GenBank genome assembly. NCBI's taxonomy places the organism in Eukaryota, Metazoa, Chordata, Actinopteri, Salmoniformes, Salmonidae.
AUGAAGGUCUGCGAUGAGGAAGGUAUUUAUUUAAGACUGUUUGGGACAUAUCUUCACCCUCUCCUCUUCUCUCCAAACAGCCGUCCCCAGAAGGUGUGCCUCUGCCCGUUCCUGCCAGUCCACCCCCUGGAGAUCUCCACGUGUCUGUACAUCGUACAGCAUCCUGCAGAGGUGGGGUGUGUGUGUGUGUGUGUGUGUGUGUGUGGGGGGGGUCGUUCCAUAUGAUUUCAAUCACUUUCUGAUUGCACCCCUUUUGAUUUGAACGAAACCACCCUGUAUUCAAGUGUAUGCUGUGUCUCAACUGAUGGCAGGCACAACACAAACACCUCAGAAUGUAAAAUAGGUUCUAAGCUACAACAUAUAUGAACAUGAAAAAAAUCGGAGUUUUUAGAUAAUUGAUGUUAAAGCUUAAAAAAUGACUAUUUUAAUUAAAAACAUUUUUUUUUCAAUAAAUCAUUGAACAGUUUGACAACCCUGUUUUAUAAGCAUUCAAAUUAUACUGAACAAAAAUCUAAACGCAACAUGCAACAAUUUCAACGAUUUUACUGAGUUACAGUUCAUAUAAGGAAAUCAGUCAAUUGAAAUGAAUUCAUUAGGCCCUAAUCUAUGGAUUUCACAUGACUGGGCAGGGGCGCAGCCAUGGGUGGGCCUGGGAGGGCAUAGGCCCACCCACUUGGGAGUCAGGCCCAGCCAAUCAGAAUGAAUUUCCCCACACGAAGGCUUUAUUACAGACAGAAAUACUCCUCAGUUUCAUCAGCUGUCCGGGUGGCUGGUCUCAGACGAUCCCGCAGGUGAAGAAGCCGGAUAUGGAGGUCCUGGGCAGGCGUGGUUAUACGUGGUCGGUGGUUGUGAGGCCGGUUGGACGUACUGUCAAAUUCUCUAAAACGACAUUAGAGGCAGCUUAUGGUAGAGAAAUUAACAUUGAAUUCUCUGGCAACAGCUCUGGUGGACAUUCCUGCAGUCAGCAUGCCACUUGCAUGCUCCCUCAAAACUUGAGACAUCUGUGGCAUUGUGUUGUGACAAAACUGCACAAUUUAAGAGUGGCCUUUUGUUGUCCCAGCACCUGUGUAAUGAUCAUGUUGUUUAAUCAGCUUCUUGAUAUGCCACACCUGUCAGGUGGAUGGAUUGUCUUGGCAAAGGAGAAAUGCUCACUAACAAGGAUGUAAACAAAUUUGUGCACAACAUUUGAGAGAAAUACGCUUUUUGUGAGUAUGGAACAUUUCUGGGAUAUUUUAUUUUAGCUCAUGAAACAUGGGACCAACACUUUACAUGCUGCGUUUAUAUUUUUGUUUAGUAUAUAUCAAAAUCAGUGAUGAAGACAUGGCUGUCUCAUGGUAGGGUGGAGUAGGCAAACUGGGUCAACUUUGAGCACCUCCAUCUCCUGAAUGUUUUGGCAUUCAGGUCCAAAAAGUCACUUUCUGACCACUACUACCAUGGGCAAACAUGUAUGGAAGGUUUCAUUCAAAUCAUAAGGGGUACAUUAAUAAAGUGAUUAAAAUGAUAUGGAACGACCCACUCACAACCCUGAGUUUUGACCUUGAGUAAGGCCCCAAACUGCUCCAGGGGUACUGCUCUGCAGCUGACCCUAUGCUGCUCUGAGCCAGUGUGUGUUUGUGUGGUUGGGUACUGUGUCAGCAAAAAUAAGAAUUUCUAUUCAACAAUGGAAAUGGUUUUCUCUGUGUUUUCAGGAGAGUCGAGCGCUUCGUACCGUUCCUCUCCUUGCUGCGUGCUUGCCCCCAGGAAAAUGCAAGGUCUUGGUGGGAAGGAGAUUCAAUAAAGAGAGGUAAACAUUUAUCUUUAUGUUUGUCCGAUACUGAACAUUACAUGUACAUAAUUCUCUGUAAACAUGUUGCCUCUCUCUCUGCCUUACAGGAACCCAGAGCUGGCUGCAGUGUGUCAAGACAGCAGAACCCUGAUCCUGUACCCGGGUCCAGAUGCUCAGAACCUGGAGGAGCUAGUCCAGAAACAAGACCGGGACCAGGAAGACCAGGACCAGGACAACCUGGACAGGAUGGGGGAGCAAUUUGUAAGGGCAGUGGAACACAAUGUCAUCAUCAUCGACGGCACCUGGAGCCAGGCCAAAGAUAUGUUCCUCAGAAACACCCUGCUCCACCAGCCCAAACAGGUGGGACAGCUAUACUCCAACGGGGCACAUUAGAUUGAGUAUAAUGGAACCAGGGUGCUUUACACCAGGGGUGUAAUGAUUAAGUACAAUGGAGCCAAUGCAAUAGUCCCAAAAGUGCAAACUACAAGCUAAAUCAAGGGCUUUCAAGUAUAUAGUCUGGUUAUUUGUAGUGUGGAAAUGGAGUCUGCUACGUUGUGUAUUUCAGGUACAGCUGAGCAGGAGUGAGCAGACUAGCCAGUAUGUGAUCCGUUCUCAGCCAUCAAACAUCUGCCUGUCCACCCUGGAGUGUGCUGCUGUCACCCUGUCCAUCCUAGAGAGGAACGAAGCAAUACAGGAGGUGGGUACCAUAUAGACCUAUACUGUACGUGACAUGACAAUCAUAUAUACAGACAUUCAUACUUGUUCUACACGAUAAAAUAUACACAUCGAUUUCUAUCUGUACUUUCUAUAACAUCUCACAACUUCUACCCUCCUGACCAUACCCUCUUGAGCAGUGUUGGGGGUAAUGUGUUAUAAAGCAACGCAUUACAGUAAUAAUAUUACAUUUUAUAGUAAUGAGUAAUGUAAUGGAGUUAUUGCUUCAAUUUGAGUAAUAAUAUUAUAGUUUCUGAUCAAAGAAAUAGGUUGUUACUUUUGUUAUCAUUCCCUUCCUAUUGCAGUUAUUGAUCCAAAUAAAUAUUUGUGGUUAUUAUUCCCUCUCUGUUGGUGCAAUAUAUAUUUUUUAAACCCAUCCCAGAUUCAAAUAGUUUUCGUCCUCAGUGUCACCAAGUUCCUGUUUACGCACGCACUACUACUAACUGCUUUAGUGAGAGAGAUGAAAAAUGACAGCAGCAUCUAAAACAUUGACUUUCUCAGUGUGGAAGUACUCUGCAAAGGCAACACGCCAACACAAAACACGUAUCGAAAGACCCCCAAGACCUGACCACUGCUGCUGAAGAUGACUGUAGGCCUAUCUCAUCCAAACAACCAAGGCUUGAUUUUAAUCGUUCAGGAGGACAGGCUGUAAACUAGGGAGAGCUGAACAAGCUUGUAGCGGGGCAUGUAGUAGACGAAAUGCUGCCCUUAUCCAUGGUAGAAUCUGUCAUUAUUACGAUACUUGUUUUGGUGUAUAGGCCUACCGUAGGGCUGUGGUGGUGGGGCAGACCUACAAGUCUAAUAAAUCCAUGUAAUAUAGCGUUACACCAUCACAAUAAAUCCUUUUUUUUUUUUUUUGACAAGUCUAAAGAAACAUGAUAUGAAGAAAAUGUAGUCUAUUUCAGAAGAACAGAAUAGCAUACUCUGAGUUGUUCUUAUGUUAGGGCCUGAUCUGGCUAUGCCAUAUGGCUGUGGGCUACACUAUUUCAUUUAGCAGACAAGAUUUGCUUAGAAUUCCAUGCCAUUAUUUUAUAGUAUGAAGAAUACAAUUGAACAUAGCUGAAUAAAAUAGAAAGGAUCUUUUCUCCAAAUGAUUUGAGGGAGUGCGCACGUGACUAUUCUGUGUUGAGCGGUUAACAUUUUUACAUUUUUAGUCAUUUAGCAGACGCUCUUAUCCAGAGAGGCUUAUAGUUAGUGAGUGCAUACAUUGUCGGCAAGGAAUAUGGGAACUGUCAUGGUAAUUAUUCUAAUCAAAGGAGAGACUUUUAGAUUUCCUCAAAGCAAUUUAGCUUUAUUAAUUACAUUUACGUCAUUUAGCAGACGCUCUUAUCCAGAGCGACUUACAAAGUGGUGCAUUCAACUUAUGAUACCCAGUGGGACAACCACUUUUUUUUUAUGUGGGGGGGCGGGGGGGGGGGAGGGGUAGAAGGAUUACUUUUAUACUAUUCCAGGUAUUCCUUAAAGAGGUAGGGUUUCAAGUGUCUCCGGAAGGUGGUCAGUGAGUCCGCUGUCCUGGUGUCGUGGGGGAGCUUGUUCCACCAUUGGGGUGCCAGAGCAGCGAAUAGCUUUGACAAAGAAACAGGUACUCCUAUAUGUUUUAUUUAGAGGCUGUACACACUUCAUCAGUCUCCCAUUCACAAUUUGACAAGCACUUGAUAAUGCCUCGAAUUUCUCGGCUGCAUCCCCUUUGUGUGGCCAUAAUGCCCCCUAAAAAAAAUCUGUGCCUUUUGCGGCCAGUGGCCGUUGUGCCCUUGGGCUGAAUAUAAUAAUUAGAAUUCCCUUCACUCACACACACACUGCACCUCUCACUCACGUGGCUCUGAGUCACAUGAUCGGGUCUUUCUCACAUGCUACAAGUGGAGACCGACACAUCGGGGACGCAACUGCGCAUGUCCUUAUCCAAUUCCUAGGCGCAUAUUGAAGAUAUUGGAAGAACUGUCCACAUUGACUUUUGGUCAGCCAACAAGAUGAGUAGGCCUAACGAACAGCAAAAGCACUGGACUAUGUCAAUCUACUAUCCCCCAUGGUACAAAAGUUGACCUAUUCUGUGCAAUAAAUAAAUAUUCCAAACAUAGUAUGGGACAGUUGUGGGAUGCAAUAGAUCCCAAAUUAAUAAAACCACUAGCAUCAAAAAAACUGUUUUAAGCAAUGAGCCUGACACAACAUGAGAAUGUUUAGCUAUUUCUUCACAUGAUAAGUGCAGCAAUGCGCACAUGGCAGUAGGCUAUAAGCACAUAUUUUUUACAUUUUAGUCAUUUAGCAGACGCUCUUAUCCAGAGAGACUUACAGUUAGUGAGUGCAUACAUUAUUUAAUUUUUUCAUACUGGCCCCCCGUGGGAAUCGAACCCACAACCCUGGCGUUGCAAACGCCAUGCUCUACCAACUGAGCUACAUCCCUGCCGGCCAUUCCCUCCCCUACCCUGGGCCAAUUGUGCGCCACCCCAUGGGUCUCCCGGUCACGGCCGGCUACGACAGAGCCUGGAUUCGAACCAGGAUCUCUAGUGGCACAGCCUUAGACCACUGCGCCACUCGGGAGGUGGUCCAUUAGCAGGAAAACACCAUUCUCAAAAGUGACCAUAAAUGCGAUUAUGCAUGUAAACUUUUAUUAUAAAAGUGCAUUUUUAUGGUGAAAAUUAUCAUUCCCAAACUUGAAACUCAUGCGCUGCAUAUGUAUGCCAGUUAGGCUCUACACCCGUUGUAAAGCGGAUUAAUGUGCUCCAUUUAAAAAAAAGUUAUUUGGCCACUUUAGUUGUGUGAUACAAACCUUAUCAAAACAUAUCGGCCUAUGGGCUAGGCUACAUGAGGUGUGCGACUAUGAUUUCAAAAAGUAGCACAAUAAAAAGCAUGCGCUGUUUGCCUUAAGCUGGGCAUCAUUCCCACGGGGGGCCAGUAUGAAAAAAUGUAUGCACUCACUAACUGUAAGUCGCUCUGGAUAAGAGCGUCUGCUAAAUGACUAAAAUGUAAAAAUAAUAUAUCAUUCACAAGUGAUAGGCUAAUAUUGUCACCCAUCACACUAUUCUUGAUUUAAAAUUGUAUUUACAUAUACUAAAUAAUAUAUUUGUGAAAUUUGCGUUGAUUUAUAAUGGACCAUUAUCAUGCAACUGUCUCGAAAAAAAAUACGUAUUCUAUUCAUUUAAAUAGCGAAUGGAGGACGCUUUUCCGUGGUUCAUUUUCAUGCCAGCCAGGUAGGCUAUACUCCUGUUUUUAAAGAGAAGCAAUGUGCUUAAUAUUAGGAAAGUUGAGAAAUAAAUAUAGUAUACCUAGCCUAUAGAAAGCUUUUUUUGGUUUACCUUUAUUUAACUAGGCAAAUCAGUGAAGAACAAAUUCUUAUUUACAAUGACGGCCUACCAAAAGGCAAAAUGCCUACUGCAGGGACGGGGGCUGGGAUUAAAAAUAAAAAUAUAGGACAAAACACACAUCACGACAAGAGACAACACUACAUAAAGAGAGACCUAAGACAACAACAUAGCAUGGCAGCAACACAUGGCAACACAGCAUGGUAGCAACACCACAUGACUACAACAUGGUAGCAACACAACAUGGCAGCAGCACAAAACAUGGUACAAACAUUAUUGGGCACAGGCAACAGCACAAAGGCAAGAAGGCAGAGACAACAAUACAUCACGCGAAGCAGCCACAACUGUCAGUAAGAGUGUCCAUGAUUGAGUCUUUUUGAAUGAAUAGAUGGAAAUAAAACUGUCCAGUUUAACUGUUUUUUGCAGCUCGUUCCAGCGCUAGCUGCAGCGAACUGAAAAGAGGAGCGACCCAGGGAUGUGUGUGCUUUGGGGACCUUUAACAGAAUGUGACUGGCAGAACGGGUGGAGGAUGAGGCCAACACUCUGUUUUCUCAUGCAAUUGCAUAGCCUAUAGAAAUGUUGCGCAACAUCAGCUCAUGGGCUCUCAUGAAGUGAUUGAUUAGAUUUGCAUUGAUGUCAGAGUGAUUAGAGGGACAGUAGAGUGCGGGGUACCAGGCAGUUAGCAAGUUUGUUAGGCUUCUAAUGACCAUCAGCAGCAUCAGAGCUUGGAGAAGCCUAAUUACUGUAACUAAACGGUCACGUGGAAUUUGACUGCCAUCAUGACUCGUGACUGCCGGUGUGGCGGUAAUACGGUCACCGUAACAGCCCUAGGCCUACGUAACGUAACGUUGACAUUGUUUACAUUUAGUGAGGACGUCUAACAUUUUGGGAUGUAAUGCGAAAAAGUAAUAUGACGAGUAGUGUAACAAAUUACUUUUCCCAAGGAGUCAUAAGUAAAGUAAUUGUUGAAAUCAGUAACGCGUAAUGGAUAAUAUAUUACUUUUUGUGAGUAACGACCCCAACACUGCUCCUGAGCAUAAGACUGCUACAGACCCACACCAUGAUGGCGGACAGCCCUUUGCAGCAACCUGCCUGUACGUGACUGUACAUUUCCUCUUCCUGUCCCUUCCAGGUUCUGUUGAAGCCUCUGCAGGCUCUCUGCUCCUUCCAGCUGCAGCAUGGGGCCCUUGUCCACCACAGCAAGGAACACCUGAUACGACACGGCAUGUAUGACAAACAGAUGCCCACGAACAAACGCAAGAUCAAGAGAAUGGAGAACCUUAUUACUAACCAGCACAUCUGCCCUAGAUGAGGGACUACUAGGUUGUGUCUGAAAUAAAAGAACACCCUGGCCUAUCCUCAUAUAGUUCACUACUUUUGACCUGAGUGCAAUUUGGAUUAAUCAACAUUUCUUCUACCUUUCCCAGAUGUGUGCAGAGCACUGAAAUUCAGACCCCUCAAGGAUUUAAAACCAUUGGAUGGGUGUGGAUGGUGUUUCUACCCCCAUAUUUCCAAUCCAAUGUGUGGUUAUUUGAAAUGUCUUAUUUGUUUUUAUACAUGUGUUGAA